AUGUCGAAUACCUUAGGGAUUUUGGAUAAUGUGUCAUUAAAUGUCAAGAAAAAGAAAAUUGUGCUGGAUAAGAAAUAUAAUGCCAUUGAUACAUUAAAAGUUACUCAAAGAUUAAAUGAGAAUAAAAAUAAAGAAGAUUUAUCUUUAGAUUCAAGUUGUAAUGUUCUGAACAGUUUCAAAGAAGAUAGUCUACCUCCUCCUCCAAAUACUAUUGAUGACGAUUUAUCAACUUCUCAAAUCACUAACUUAGUGAGGUUGUCAACUCCUAACAAAGAUGACUAUUCAAUUGAUCUAUCAACAGAACGAUCGAAUAAUAUUGACUACUAUCUAAAAAAAGGUCACAAUACAGGAGAACAUGACACUAGUGCCUCCAUAAACUUAAGUACAAGGGAUUACUCUCAAAGGAACAUCAGCAAGGAUUUUUCUGAUUCAAUACUAGUUGGUAAGUCUUCUAUUGCUUUGUAUAUUGGAGAUUUAGGUAAAGAUGUCACAGAGGGCAUGCUAAAUUCCAUUUUCAAUUCUUAUAAUUCUUUCGUUUCAGCGAAAAUUUGUAUUGAUUCGAAAACAGGGGAGUCAUUAGGAUACGGAUAUUUGAACUUAAGUAACAGAGAAGAAGCUUACUCUCUUCUUGAAAGAUACAACUACACUAACAUUUUUGGUCGUGAAGUUAGAAUAAUGCCAUCAUUAAGAAAUUCGACAAUGAGGAAACAGAUUGGUACCAAUAUUUACCUUGCAGGACUCUCAUUAAAAAAGAAAGGUAUUACAACAAGAAUAUUCUAUGAUUAUUUUAAAAUUUAUGGUAAGAUUCUGUCAUGUAAAUUAAAUUUUGAAAAAGAUAUUGGUUUUAUUUUCUUUGAAAAUAAAUCGAUUGCAAACAAAGUUAUUGAAAUUUAUAAUGAUAAAACCUUAUUUUUUGGUAACAAAAUAAAAUGCAAUGUUCAUUUAGAUAAAGAAGAAAGAGGAAAAACUAGUUUAAUUAAUAAUCAAAGCAUUAAUUUAAAGCUGAAUUCAGCUAAUAAUGCAUCGAAUGACGAUAAGCAGGUCACUCCUCAACACAAACUUACGAAAAUUGCUACUACUGUUAAAGUAAAUGAAAUAAAUAAACGAGAAAUUUUGAUAAAGAUAUUUUCUGAUUGUGUUGAUGAAGAAAAGUUACUUGUCAUUUUCAAAAAAUUUGGUAAAAUACAUAGCGUCACAAAAUUAUUAUCUUCUAAACAUGGCAAAAAAAAAACUCAUCAAAUAUAUAUAUUAAAGUUUGACACUAAAGUCAAUUUGAAAAAAGUUAUCUCAAAAACUAAUAAUACUGUUAUAGGUGAUAAUAAGAUAAAAGUAUCCUUUGCAAAAACUGCCUUAGAUCCACUUCAAGAAAUAGGUCAUAAACCUUCCAAGAAGAAUAAGAAAAAAAAUAUUGUUUAUUUGAGUAACUUAAGCUCAAUUUGCACAAUUGAAUUUCUAAAACAAUUUUGUUUUCUAAAAAAUAUUAGACAGGAGACAAUAAAACUCAAUAAUUCACAAAAUAAUGACUCUUCAUUAAACGCUUCAGUACUUUGCAAAACUAAAAAUGAUGCAAAAAAGUUAUUUAAUUGUUUAAACGACAGGUUAAUCGGAGGUUCGCAGAUUAAAACUUCUUGGCACGACAUGUCAAAAUCAGUUUUACCUAAACUACCCAAUAAGAAUGGGUUAGAUGCAAAUUUCAAAACUGAACAUUCUUUAAAGAAUGUUAGUUCCUCCCACGACAAAACUUCCUAUAAUAAUAUAAUUGCUGCUAGGGAAAAUAAAUUUAUCUUGUCUAGUCAAAAUUUUUCAAUGAUGAGGAAAAUUAAUCAAAGUUAUAUCCCGAUCAGUUCUGGGACUUUUAAUGACGGAUCUUUAAACUUAGCAUUUCAGAAUAUAAAUAAAAAUGAAGUGUUACAAAUGCUGAAAAAACAAGUUAAUAAAGGGUUGGAUUUUAUAAAAUAUCCUACAGCAACCCGUGAUAUAAACAUAAGCUGCAUUUCAGAAUAUAUUUUCGAAGUGUUCUGGAAUAAAAACGCUACAAAACUUUGGAAUUUUCUAAUGACAAUUUCCAUGAACACCUAUAAUGAAAGUUUUUUGCAGAACCAAAUUGAAGCAGCAGCAGAUACAUUAGGAUUUAGAAGGUGA
This is a messenger RNA of Tetrapisispora phaffii CBS 4417, 2142 nucleotides long. RefSeq lists its product as uncharacterized. The coding region runs from base 1 to 2142 and encodes 713 amino acids. Gene Ontology annotation, molecular function: RNA binding. The record is from RefSeq and is a predicted model, not a curated record. The transcript has a single exon. NCBI's taxonomy places the organism in Eukaryota, Fungi, Ascomycota, Saccharomycetes, Saccharomycetales, Saccharomycetaceae.